AUGGACGGACUGGAAGCUAGGGAAGAGGCUGCUGGAAACCUAGAGCAGAGGCUGGUGGCAUUAAUGCCCCACCAGGAGACCUCUCCUCCACCAGAACUGUCCUCCCCCAUUCACUCAGCCCCCUGUCAGAGGAGGACUGGUGGAGGCACCAACUGCUGUGCAGAGAGCAUAAGGCUCAAGGUGGAUAAUCGUGAACCAGAUGAUAUUGUCAAGGAUAUAAUUUUCAGUACCAUAACCAGAAAAAUUAAUGAACUCCCAGAAGCAGAAAGGAAUCUCUUUGAACAUGGAUCAACAUAUAUUGGACUUAAUGCUGCUUUCUGUGGUCUAAGAGCAAAUAGUCUUUAUCAACACAUCUUAAAUGUGACACAGGCUCAUAUAGCUGCUGGCUUACCAAUCGCAGUGAUCCCAUUUAUUACAGCACAUGCAUCUUACAAAGGUUUUGUAAAUUUACCUUUGAAUACAGAUGAUUUGACUUGUGAAACCUGUACCAUAACACAGGUCUUAUAUCCUGUUUUCUUGGUGAUACCUAUGAAUGGUUGCAGAGCAGUUAGAUAUGAACCAGCCCUGCUACCAGAGAAAGGAAGCAUCUUAACUUACUGGACUAGAAUUUCUAAGCCUGUCUUUAGAAAGAUGUUACUUCCCAUUGCUCCGACUGUGUUUGUAGCAUACCUUGGAUCUAGACAAUAUAAACUAAUUAGAAAGUCUCUUCAGUUACCUGAAACUGGCCUGGAAAUUCAGUGACUGUUAAACAAAUGUGCACACAAAAAUAAAAUUGUAAUGUAUGAUUAAACAUCUAGGUGUGAAUUUUAAAAAGAUUAUAAGGAAUACUAUGAAUAACUGUAUGCUAACAAAUUAAAUAAGUAGGAGAGACAAAUGCCUAAAAGAGACAUGGAAAAAUUGACUAUUGAAAUUGAAUUAAAAAAGAAAUAGAAAACUCAAAUAGACCUAUAACAAGUAAAAAGAUAGAGGUAUAAUUAGAAAACUACCAAAAUAAAAUUUUCAGGCCCAGAUAUCUUCACUAGUGAAUUCUACCAAACACUGAAAUAAGAAUUAAUACCAACUCUUCACAGACUCUUCAAAAAAAUAGAAGAGGAUGAAACACUUUCAAAUCAUUCUAUUAUACCAGUAUUCCGCUGACACCAAAACCAGAAGACAUCACUAGAAAAGAAAAUUGACCAAUAGCUUCUGUGAAAACAGAUACAAAAUUCU
Lynx canadensis (Canada lynx) is the source of this 1209-nucleotide messenger RNA. RefSeq names its product transmembrane protein 126A-like. Lineage: Eukaryota; Metazoa; Chordata; Mammalia; Carnivora; Felidae. Gene Ontology annotation, cellular component: mitochondrion. The record is from RefSeq and is a predicted model, not a curated record. Gene Ontology annotation, biological process: mitochondrial respiratory chain complex I assembly.